AUGGCCGACGAAGACGACCCUGUGACUAGCACAAGCCGCACCCCGCUCUUCGCCGACCGGGAAGGAGGGCCCCCCGACGCACCAGACCCGCGCGACCAGGAGGAGGACGACGACGACGGCGGCCUCCCCCACGACCGCCGCCGCGGCCGUGGCGGUGGUGGCCCGAAGUGGCGGUGGUGGUGGAAGACGGCGCGCGGCCGCGGCAGGGCGCUGCUGGCGUCGCGGGAGAAGCACUUUGCCAUCAUGGCCAUGGUCUCGCUCGACGUCGUGGCCCUGCUCGUCGACAUACUCGUCUCGCUCGUGGCCUGCGACUGGGGCCGGCAGGACGAGCCGUGGGUCGGCGAGACGCAGGAGGCGACCAAGAUCUGCGGCCUCGUGUUCAGCUGCCUCUUCCUGGCCGAGCUGGCGGUGAGCGUGUGGGCGUUUGGCGUCUCGUAA
This is a messenger RNA of Thyridium curvatum, 438 nucleotides long. RefSeq lists its product as uncharacterized. The transcript has a single exon. The record is from RefSeq and is a predicted model, not a curated record. NCBI's taxonomy places the organism in Eukaryota, Fungi, Ascomycota, Sordariomycetes, Thyridiales, Thyridiaceae. The coding region runs from base 1 to 438 and encodes 145 amino acids.